Molecule: messenger RNA, 801 nt
Organism: Syngnathus acus (greater pipefish)
Lineage: Eukaryota; Metazoa; Chordata; Actinopteri; Syngnathiformes; Syngnathidae
Gene: crygs2
Product: crystallin, gamma S2
Exons: 5
Coding region: 1-708 (235 amino acids)
Biological process (GO): visual perception; lens development in camera-type eye
Molecular function (GO): structural constituent of eye lens
Source: RefSeq, a predicted model, not a curated record
AUGGUGUUGGGAGGGCAGGCGCUGGAUGUGGUUGGUGGGACUGGCUAUAAAAGGGAGAGCUCGAGGUUUGAGUGCAACAUCGAGACCUCAGGGCAAACACCAACCAUUGCCGCCACUUUCGCAUCACAGAGGCUGCACUACUCCAAGAUGGGCAGGAUGGAAUUCUGUCUUACAUACUCUCCCGUCCCGCAGAUCGUCUUCUACGAGGACAAGAACUUCCAGGGUCACCGGUACGAGUGUGACAGCGACUGCUCCGACUUCCACACCUACUUGAGUCGCUGCAACUCCAUCCGCGUGGAGAGCGGCGCUUGGGUGGUGUACGAGCGGCCCAACUACCUGGGUUACCAAUACGUCCUGACCCGAGGCGAGUACCCCGAGUACCAGCGCUGGAUGGGCCUCAACGACCGCCUCAGCUCCUGCAAGAUGAUCCACUUUCACCACGGGGGUGGCUACAAGAUGCAGCUGUACGAGAAGGCCGACUUUGGGGGCAAGGCUUUUGAGGCCACAGAGGACUGCCCCUCGCUUCUGGAGAAGUUCCGCUGGAGGGAGGUGAACUCGUGCAAGGUCUUUGACGGCUGGUGGGUGUUCUACGAGCACCCCAACUACCGCGGCCGCCAGUACUUCCUGGAGAAGGGCGAGUACCGCAAGCCCGGCGACUGGGGCGCGGCCAGUGCUGCAAUCCAAUCCUACAGGCGCCUCACUGAAUGAGUUGCCACUCACCCCUCUGUGCCCGAGGCAAUCAUGCUACAUUCUAAUCCCUGACAGGAAAUGAGAAAAUUGUGAACUGGGGUCAACAAAAUA